CACUUCACCAUUCAAGAUGGCUUCUUUGUUUGUGUGUUGUCAGACGAGACUUCGACUUCGUUAUAAGGAAAAUUAAGCAAAAUAUACGUUUACGAAACAUAAAUUAAUAGAUACUUAUCAACGAUUGUUCUCUAUAAUUAAAACAAGAUGAGUGACGUACUGGACAUUCUGGACGUAGAUCGUCCCCAGACUCCCGAGGCAUUGAGUAAAGAUGCCAUAUUAGGAAAUGAAAGGAGGGUGAGACUUGCAAAUAGGAAAAAGAAAAUGGUCGACAUGACCUUCAAACGUCCCGAAGGAAUGCAUCGAGAAUUGUAUGCAUUACUCUAUUCAGAUAACAGCAGAGAUGCGCCGCCAAUAUUGCCGUCCGACACGGGGCAAGGAUAUAAACAGAUCAAAGCCAAACUGGGUCUGAAAACCGUCAGAUCAUGGAGAUGGAUGCAGUUUUCAAAUCCUGCUCGAAAGGAUGGUGUUUUGUUUUACCAUUGGAGAAGAGUUGCAGACGAAGGAAAAGAUUAUCCUUUUGCAAGAUUUAAUAAGAAUGUGCAAGUGCCGUCGUAUUCUGAUUCGGAUUACCAACAGCAUUUACAUUGUGACGGCUGGACCCGCCAAGAAACAGAUCAUUUGUUUGACCUGUGCAGAAGAUUUGACUUAAGAUUUAUUGUCAUUCAUGAUCGAUGGGAUCGCUCGCGCUUUUCAGAAAGGAGCGUAGAGGAUCUGAAAGAAAGAUAUUAUAACAUUGGAAAUAUCCUAGCUAAGGUUCGAGCUACUGCGGGACAAGAACCUAAGAUUCGAGUGUUUGAUGCCGAUCAUGAAAGAAGACGGAAAGAACAGUUGAGAAAAUUACAUGAUAGAACUCCAGAACAGAUGGAAGAAGAGCAAACAUUAUUAAAUGAAUUACGAAAAAUAGAAAUGAGGAAACGAGAAAGAGAAAAGAAAACACAGGAUCUACAAAAACUUAUCACGGCAGCCGACAAUAGCGCCGAAGCCAAGCGAGCCGAAAGAAAGGGACAAAAGAAAAAACUUCCUCCCCAGAAGAAUUCAAAAGCAGAAGUUGCCUCACUGGAGACGGCAGGAAUAAAAUUCCCCGACUUCAAAAACAGCGGAGUUACUCUCCGAAGUCAGAGAAUGAAGCUUCCUUCUUCUGUCGGUCAAAAGAAAGCCAAAGCAAUUGAACAACUGUUGCACGAGCUCGGAAUAGAUCUUAAUCCAAUGCCGACCGAAGAGAUUUGUGUACUCUUCAAUGAACUUAGAAGCGAUAUGGUUCUGCUAUAUGAAUUGAAACUGGCACUGGCGACUUGUGAAUUUGAGCUACAGACUCUUCGUCAUCAGUACGAAGCCAUGGUACCCGGAAAGAGUCUAGAAGCACCUUUGGCGGCACCACCAUCAAACUCCAUUCUUGUCGACACAAAAACUGAAUCUCCGUCUAGGCAGAAAGCAGAAAUUAUAGACGUCGGCGGCACACCCACGAGUGGAGGCGAAAAGUGGAAAUUGAAGAAGCAACUUUUUCAAGAGCAAGAAAGAAGAUAGAAUAAUUGUCUAGUAAUUGUCUUUAUUUGUAAUUUUUAUUGUUUUAUAUUUGUGAUGUUAAGAGUCUGAACACAAUAAAAUUUUUUGUUUAAGCAACAAUAUUA
Molecule: messenger RNA, 1631 nt
Organism: Centruroides sculpturatus (bark scorpion)
Lineage: Eukaryota; Metazoa; Arthropoda; Arachnida; Scorpiones; Buthidae
Gene: DMAP1
Product: DNA methyltransferase 1-associated protein 1-like
Exons: 13
Coding region: 148-1527 (459 amino acids)
Biological process (GO): negative regulation of transcription by RNA polymerase II; DNA repair; chromatin remodeling
Cellular component (GO): nucleus; NuA4 histone acetyltransferase complex; Swr1 complex
Molecular function (GO): transcription corepressor activity
Source: RefSeq, a predicted model, not a curated record